AUGUCUCGUUGCAUGGCAAACGCGGCCGCAUUCUGGGUGCCUGAUGCACAAUGGUGGGCCAAGGCUAUUGCUGCUGGCGUGGACACGAGCCACAAUCCUCAUCAGCCGACAUUGCUCACGGCAGCCACGACCGUGCCCAGCCAACCAGACAGCCACAGCUUGUUUGCAGACGUCGUCGACUUGAUGAUGGGACGGAUUACUGCAGCCCCACCUCAAUCGGACGGCCACCCUUUCAUCUGGCAGCUCAUCUGGUCGGUGUUUGUGGUUGCCUACCCAAUUUUAGUCAUUGUCACUUCGGCAAUCAUUGUCGCAGUCCUCGUCUUGAGUUGGCGAAGAUUCCAGCAAGAGCGGCUAUUGCAGCAGCUCGCGCAAAUAUCCUUGCCACGUUACGAUCACAUUUUAACGCCCGCAUCUCCAACAACAGCAGCAACGGCAGCAGCAGCAGGAACGACAAAAUCCUCGACUACUGGGCCAGUGUCGUCUGCGUCUCUGGCACCGUCACGACCAAUCGAGGGUUCUCGUCGCGUGUCCUUUGAGACCGACCGGGACGGGCGCGCUGCUUCCCAGGGCAAUCCGAGCACGCGGUCGUCUCAGCUCACUCGAAACAGCUCUGCUCGAUUCGGCUCGUCGGCGACCAAUGCCUCGUCUUCGCCCUUGGCAGCCUUUGCUGGCUUGUUUCCGUCCUCCAAGUCGAAAUCAGCGCUGCCUGCUUCGGCCGAGAUGCUGGCAUCGACCAUGCCUUCCCCUCCGCCUUCCGCUACCUUGCCCCCAUCAUCCAGCAGCGCGUCUGCUUCUAACUCCACGGCAAGCAGCUCACAAGCAGCUGGCGAAGCAAUUUCCUUGAGUGCGCAUUCCAGUGGCGCCAGUAGUGCACCAUUACCAGCGUCAGCGGCUGCGCUCACCCAAAAUUCUCGAAAAAUCUCUCUCAUAUCGGAGGCAACGACAGCUGCCAGCGCGCCGUUUGUGUUUCUUCAGCAACAGAUUCAUCACAUUCGCAAGUCGACUGGCCGUCGGCUAUCUGGCAUGUCCAAAACGCGUAAACGCGCCGCGUCAGAUGUUGGCGAGCUGCUGGGCGCUGGCCGGUCGGCGAGCUUGCCCGUUUCUCGCAACGGCCAACCGGAUGGCAGCUUCGACUUGCCGCGGUCGUCCUCGCACGAUCUGCUGUCCGACUCGGGCACUCAGGCCACAACCACCUCAAGUGGUGCUGCUUCCGAGGACGAUAAUCUGCUCAGCAGCAGCGAUGCACUGGGUGAAGACGACGAGGCUGGUGGCGAGUCGGCAUUCUCGCCUGCGCAAGUUCCACGCAACGGCAGCGCCGAUUGGGUUGUUCUCGAUGAACAGUCGCGCACUAUUCCAUCGCCAACAGCGCAGGAAACUGGCAACCCCAACCCCGCUCUCCGCAAGAAAAAGUCGGUGAAACGCAAAAUCAGCAAGCUCAGCAGCAAACUGACCCAAUCGGUUCUUCACCCUUUCCGUCCUAAAGGCCAUAGUUCCUUCAGCAGCUCGGCAUCGGCCUCCCAAAUCCAUGCCUCGUCGUCCACGUCCACCUUCGAGACUACCCGUGCUUAA
Capsaspora owczarzaki ATCC 30864 is the source of this 1569-nucleotide messenger RNA. RefSeq lists its product as hypothetical. The record is from RefSeq and is a predicted model, not a curated record. Bases 1 to 1569 code for a protein of 522 amino acids. The transcript has a single exon. Lineage: Eukaryota; Filasterea; Ministeriida; Capsasporidae.